ACCUGCUCCAGGCCAGCUACCGGCAUCGUCAAUCGUUAUUUUAUUUUAAAUUUCGUUUCCAGGGAGCCCCAGAACAACAUGCCUUUCACCACCUACGACCGUGACAACGACAACUUUAGUCGCAACUGCGCCAAGUUUUUUGCCGGCGGCUUCUGGUACAACAAGUGUGGGGCAGGCCGCCCAAACAGCGUCUACUACAAACAAGAGACGAAGCCCACUUACCAUAAGGUACCCGGGAUAAAAUGGUAUUCGUGGAAACGUAACAAGUUCUACCUGAAGGAAUUCGUGAUGUCAUUCAGACCAAAGGGAGCAGCAUAAAGAAGCAGUAUAAAGAAUU
Gigantopelta aegis is the source of this 337-nucleotide messenger RNA. RefSeq names its product techylectin-5B-like. The record is from RefSeq and is a predicted model, not a curated record. Bases 79 to 318 code for a protein of 79 amino acids. Gene Ontology annotation, biological process: blood coagulation. The transcript has 2 exons. NCBI's taxonomy places the organism in Eukaryota, Metazoa, Mollusca, Gastropoda, Neomphalida, Peltospiridae.